Molecule: messenger RNA, 852 nt
Organism: Aureobasidium melanogenum CBS 110374
Lineage: Eukaryota; Fungi; Ascomycota; Dothideomycetes; Dothideales; Saccotheciaceae
Product: nitrilase, putative
Exons: 4
Coding region: 1-852 (283 amino acids)
Molecular function (GO): hydrolase activity, acting on carbon-nitrogen (but not peptide) bonds, in linear amides
Source: RefSeq, a predicted model, not a curated record
AUGGUCAAAGCAGCAAUCGGUCAAAUAUGUUCCACAGCAGACUUGUCGCACAACCUCGAACAGUGCAAGAUUCUUGUCAAUAAAGCUGUUGCUGAAGGCGCAAAGGUCCUCUUCCUUCCCGAAGCCGCCGACUAUAUUGGAGGCUCACCAGACGAGUCCUACAACCUCUGCAAAUCCGUCACUGAGUCGCCCUUUGUACUAGGUCUACAAGAGGAGGCGAAGAAGAACAACCUCUGCAUCAAUGUCGGCAUUCAUGAGCCCUCAGAAGCUCCAAAGAAGAUCAAGAACACUCUUAUCUGGAUUGACGAGAAUGGUAAAAUCACCCAGCGCUACCAGAAGCUCCACAUGUUCGACAUGGAGUUGGACGAUGGCCCUACCAUGAAGGAGAGUGAUACGGUUGAGCCCGGCAACAGCAUUCUACCUCCUUUCGACUCGCCUGUUGGCAGAGUCGGCAGUGCAAUCUGUUUCGAUCUACGCUUCCCCGAACUUGCUCUCGCCCUCAAGCGCCAAAAAAUCGACGUACUCUGCUAUCCUUCAGCUUUCGCUCCAGAUACUGGAAAGUACCACUGGCAUGCACUACUAAAGGCUCGUGCCAUUGAGACACAAUCAUAUGUUCUCGCUCCUGCUCAAGUUGGUCCUCACAACAAGAAGAGAUCAAGUUAUGGUCAUUCUUUGAUCGUCGACCCAUGGGGCAGAAUCCUUGCAGAGUUGGGCAGCCAGGAAGACUUUAAGAACAAGGGUGACUCGUGGGAGCCCGAGCUCGCUACCGCCGAUAUUGACCAUGAUCUAAUAGCAAAGAUCAAGAAGGGUGUACCCCUUCACAGAAGAACCGAUGUGUACGCCGAAGUGUAG